AUGAUGGAGGAAUUAAACAAACCAAUGGAUGCAUCUGCCAACUGGUUAUCUGAUUUGGAUAUGGAUGAUUACAGUUUAUUUCCAGAUGAGUGUGCCCUGAACUUGAACUUGUUUGAUGACCAAGAGUUUCUAUCACAAGACAUUGCUAGUGCCCUCGAAGAACAGACACAGACCCUUCACCAAUCUCUGUCUUCUGAGUGCCCUUCCAAAACUGUGAGCAACUCAUCCACAGAUGAAACCAGUUUUGACUUUGAGAGACCGGCCAAGUUGCUGAAAACGACAAGCAGUAGUUGCUGCAACUCUGACUCAUCCACCAUCACCAACAGCCUCUCACCAAAACUUUCCCCAUCCUCCUCCUUCUCCUCCUUUCAGUCUCAGAUUCUCUCUUUUGACAACCCAAACUCCUCCCCUCCCAACACCACCACCCAGUUUUACGGCUUUGACGGUACCUUAAACCCAACACAGAACGACAUGGUGUCUGUGUCAGUGCACCAAUUGGCAAGAUCACGGCUCCCAAAUCAAACCCCAAAAGUUUCCUCAAAAAAUCAAAACUUUGAAACAAAACCCUCUCAUGGUAAGAGAUCUCCUGCUCACGCUCAGGAUCACAUCAUGGCCGAGAGAAAGCGAAGGGAGAAGCUCAGCCAGAGCUUCAUUGCUCUAGCAGCUCUUGUUCCUGGACUAAAGAAGAUGGAUAAGGCAUCUGUGUUAGGGGACGCUAUCAAAUAUGUGAAAGAGCUUAAAGAGCGUUUGACAGUGCUGGAAGAGCAGGGCAAGAAAACAAGGGCAGGAUCGGUGGUGGUUCUGAACAAACCAGACCUCUCUGGCGAUGAUGAUUCUUCUUCAUGUGAUGAGAGCAUUGAUGCUGAUAGUGUGUGUGACUCACUGUUUGAAGCGGAAACAAGAGUGUCAGGGAAGGAGAUGCUGCUUCGGAUCCACUGCCAGAAGCAAAAGGGUCUUCUUGUCAAAUUACUUGCCGAGAUUCAAAGAAAUAACCUAUUCGUUAUCAAUAGCAGCAUCUUACCAUUCGGUGAUUCUAUCCUUGACAUCACCAUAGUUGCUCAGAUGGGAGAAAAUUACAAUAUGACCUCGAAGGAACUAGUCAAGAACCUACGCGUGGCGGCACAUAAGAUUAUGUCAUAA
Molecule: messenger RNA, 1140 nt
Organism: Sphenostylis stenocarpa
Lineage: Eukaryota; Viridiplantae; Streptophyta; Magnoliopsida; Fabales; Fabaceae
Source: the annotation of a GenBank genome assembly